Molecule: messenger RNA, 2248 nt
Organism: Trichobilharzia regenti
Lineage: Eukaryota; Metazoa; Platyhelminthes; Trematoda; Strigeidida; Schistosomatidae
Source: the annotation of a GenBank genome assembly
UACGCUACAUUUUGGUCAUAAAUAAAAUCUCUUAUUACUCUAAAAUUUUAUGCAAAGUGUUUGCGGAAAUUAUCACAAUUAUUAACCUUUCGAACACUGAAUCCAAAAAAUACAAUCUUAUUGACAGAUAAUACACAUAACUCACUGUUUGGAUUUGUGGAAUUUUUAAACAUAAACACAUCUAUAAUUGUAUAUAUUGUUGGAUUUAUAUGUUCAAGUUGCUCCAAGUCAGUGAGUUUAUGGUUAAGAUAUCAUUUUAGUUAACUGUACUGAACUAUAUUGCAUGUUGUCUUAUUUUAUAGUUGUCGUCGCUUUUUGCCCUUUUUUCUGUGAACUGUUUCCUUUGUUGAUGUUGUUCUCAUUGUUUGUCCGUUAUUUUCUGAUUUUGAGGGGAGCAACCCAAAAAGUUGCUUCUCUCUAAACUUUUACUUAAUGUAAUCAUUCUUUUCUCAGGCGUGAGGCUAGCAACCACACCCUGUAAACAAAGUUGCUACAGAACCUUCAGCAAAAUGAACCUCUUUGCACCAAAAGAAAAAGUCUGUGUAGGAACAUGGAACGUCCGAACUAUGUACGAGACUGGAAAAGCUGCCCAGAUCGCCAACGAGAUGAAAAGAUACGGAAUACAAGUGCUGGGAAUAUGUGAGAGCAGAUGGAAUGGGAGUGGACUCACCAAAUUGUCAACAGGUGAGUCAGUGAUCUACUCCGGUCACCCAGAAGAUAACCACACGCACACCGAGGGCGUGGCUAUCAUGAUGUCACCAACGGCAACGAAAGCCCUGAUACAAUGGGAGGCGAUUUCGUCCAGGAUAAUGACCGCCAGGUUCAACUCCAAAGGAAGGAAAGUGUCAAUCAUACAAUGUUAUGCACCCACAAACAACGCAGACCUCGAGAAGAAAGAAGAAUUCUACAGGCAACUACAGGCAACAAUGGACAAUACUCCAGCUGGCGACAUGAAAAUACUAAUGGGAGACAUGAACGCCAAACUGGGACCAGACAAUACGGGAAGGGAACUCAUCAUGGGUAGAGAAGCUCUAGGAGAAAUGAAUGAAAACGGAGAACUCUUCGCCGACUUCUGCGCCUUCAACGAACUGGUGAUUGGUGGCAGUGUAUACAAGCACAAAGAUAUCCACAAGGCUACAUGGGUGUCACCAGACGGGCAAACCAAAAACCAAAUCGACUUCAUCUCAAUCUCAAGGAAGUGGAGGCGCAGCCUACUGGACACAAAAGCAAGAAGAGGAGCAGACGUUGGCUCAGACCACUAUCUCGUACAAGGGACAAUCCAAAUCAAAUUAAAAGCUUUCAGGGAAUCAGGAGCUGCAGAUAGACCACAAGCCAAGUUCAACACUCAAAAGCUGAAGGACCAGGCUACAAAGGACAUCUUCAUUGCAAGCAUAAAGGACAAAGCCGAGACACAAAUCAACACUAGCGAAGAGGUCGGCGUUGAAAAGCACUGGAACAACUUGAAAACGGUGUGGAGCCAAACCUGCAUAGAAAUUCUAGGCAGAAAAAAGAGACAGGACAAACAGUGGCUCACUACGGACACUUGGAAACUAAUAGAAGAGAGAAGGACAGUGAAGCAAAAGAUUAUCCAGUGCACGACGAGCAACAAAAACAGGAGCUGAAUGCAAGCUACAAUACACUGAACAAAAGAGUGAAGAAAAGUGCCAGGGAAGACAAAAGAAAAUAUUAUGAAACCAUGGCAAACGAAGCAGAACAAGCUGCAGGCAAAGGAGACCUCGCCACACUCUACCAAACAACUAGGAACCUUUCGGGCAAACGUUCGACACAGAUUAAGCCAAUAAAGGACGACAAUGGAAAGUCAAUCACCAAAGAGGUGGAACAGAGAAAGCACUGGGUUGAACACUUCAAAAGACUUCUAAAUCGUCCGCCACCUACAACACGUCCAGCAAUACCAACAACGGAAGCAGAACUACCAGUGAACACUGACCCCCCGACGAAAUCAGAAGUCCUGAAUGCAAUCAAGAUGCUUAAAACUGGGAAAACACCGGGACCAGAUGGAAUCCCAGCAGAGGCUUUGAAAAUAGACCCAGAGACAACAGCGGACUUGAUGACACCACUACUGGAGAAGGUGUGGAAAGAGGGCAAAGUACCCGAGGAUUGGAAGAACAGUUACUUAUUCAAACUUCCAAAGAAAGGAGACUUAAGUCAAUGUAAAAACUGGCGGGGAAUUAUGCUUCUGUCCAUUCCAAGCAAGAUACUAAGUCGCAUCAUCCUGGAGAGAAUCAAA